Messenger RNA from Aricia agestis (brown argus), 1086 nucleotides. RefSeq lists its product as uncharacterized. The record is from RefSeq and is a predicted model, not a curated record. The coding region runs from base 168 to 965 and encodes 265 amino acids. Lineage: Eukaryota; Metazoa; Arthropoda; Insecta; Lepidoptera; Lycaenidae. The transcript is spliced from 4 exons.
UUUUGUUGAAUUCAUUACAAAAUAUUUAAUGGGAUUUACAAAUCUUGCAAACACUAUUAUCUGGAUUAAGGAUAACUAACAUGUCUAAUACACGUUACUUUUAAUAGAUUUUGAUAACUUGUUGAAAAAUUGAAAAAUCUUAAACUUGUGUAAAACUGGUCUACAAAAUGCCAUCAAAUACUUUACCAUUAAUUAUAAUAAGUGCCAAGGACUCAGAACAAGCUAAACUCCUCGCUACUGAAUUAAUAAACAACAAAGACGAUGGCGCUGAGGUUAAUGGUUCUGCCCAAGAAAAUUUCACUUGGCGCUUGCAAAACAAAUAUUAUUCUGCCAAUGUCAGGAUACUUCCGGUGGGAGAUGGUGAUACAGUUGAAAAUGAUGUGUUGAGCUUGGCCGAAGCUCACAUCAUCUACAUUGCUAAGGAAGAGAAAGAUUUAGCCGAACUGGCACAAAAACGGGCAGCAAAUGUGAAUAAUGCUGAGGUAGAAGUCUAUUUAUUACUGUACGAAGGAUCAAAGACACCAAGCGUAUUAGCUACCUGGGCAUGCAAUAACCACUAUGAAGUCAUUCCUCUCAAAGAAACGGCAUCGUCUCAUUCUGAUGAUGAGGAAGAUGAUCCAGAAGGACCCUUCAAAGAAACUUACGGCAUUGAGAGAGCCAGAGAUACUUUACACGCACACACUUGGACGGGCCUAGAAAGAAUUGACAUUCCAUCACAACUUCAAUCUUUAGAUGGACUGACACUAUCAUCUGAAGACGAAUACAUUGGCAGAGAGGACGAAGAAGAAGAUUUGAAUGAGGAGCAGAUGGUGGAGCGGGCAGAGGCAUUCGCCAUGGCGCUGGAGACUGUGCUACACGCGCAGGCUUCGAGGGGAGAGGGGGACGAUGAGAUGCGCAGGCGCCGCGCCGAGGAGGCAGUAAAUGCAUUACGACGAGCCCUCGGACCGGAUUUCGAUUGGCUGUAAAUUUUUUUUUACAAAAUUUAAUAGGCAAAGACGUAUAUAUUAGUUGUUUUAGGACAAAAUAUUUAAAACUAGAUUCCCUUCCUUGUUAUUUAAAUACUGUAUGUUAAUAAUGUAAAUAAAU